Messenger RNA from Linnemannia hyalina, 1557 nucleotides. The record is from the annotation of a GenBank genome assembly. Lineage: Eukaryota; Fungi; Mortierellomycota; Mortierellomycetes; Mortierellales; Mortierellaceae.
AUGGGAGUCAUUGGCGACAUCCUCGGUGCCAUCUGGUCUUUCCUCGUCGGCAUUUGGGACCUAAUCGUCAACGUUUGGAACCUACCGGGCGUCGUCUGGGACCAGCUGUGUAUUUUCUGGGCGAACGCGGUCGUCUUCUGGGAUCAAAUGCCGUGGGAUCAAAUCGACUGCGUGUCCAAGUACAGUCUUAUUGGUGCCUGUUUUGGGGCAAUCGGUAUUCCUCUCGCUACUGGCGCCAUCCUGCUUGUCCUUGGAUUCAGCGUGGUGGGUAUUAGGGCUCUAUCGCUUGGAGCGACGAUGAUGUCGCGUCACGGCGGAUACACGCCUGUUGGUGGGACUGUGGCGACAAUGCAGUCGAUGGGCACAAAGGGGUUUUCUGUUGGCUUCCGACCCAAUGUCAUGAUCGCUGGUAGUAUCUUGGGGCUGGUAGCGGCUGAUAUCGAGGACCAACUACGUGAUGUGUGGGCCAAAGUGGCCGUCUUUCCGAACCUAAUCAGUAACGGCUGGAACCUACCAGCUGUCGUCGAGGACCAACUACGUGCUGUGUCGGCCAAAAUGGUCGACUUUCCGAACCUACCAGCUGUCGUCGAGGACCAACUACGUGCUGUGUCGGCCAAAAUGGUCGACUUUCCGAACCUACCAGCUGUUGUCGAGGACCAACUACGUGCCGUGUCGGCCAAAAUGGUCGCCUUUCCGAACCUAAUCGCUGAUAUCGAGGACCAACUACGUGUCUUGUGGGCCAACGUGGUCGUCUUUUGGGACUUAAUCGUCAACGAUUGGAACCAACCAGGCGUCAUCAAGGACCAACUACGUAUUGUGUGGGCUAAAGUGGUCGUCUUUUGGGACUUAGUCGUCAACGAUUGGAACCUACCGGGGGUCAUCAAGGACCAUCUACGUGUUGUGUGGGCUAAAGUGGUCGUCUUUCCGUACCUGAUUGGUAACGGCUGGAACCAACUAGGCGACGUCAAGGUCCAGCUACACGUUUUCUGGGCCGAAGUGGUCGUCUUUUGGGACUUACUCGUCAACGAUUGGAACCAACCAGGUGACAUCAAGGACCAACUACAUGUUGUGUGGGCUGAAGUGGUCGCCUUUUGUGACUUACUCGUUAACGAUUGGAACCUACCGGGCGUCAUCAAGGACCGACUACCUUUUGUGUGGGCCAACUUGGUCGUCUUUUGGGACUUACUCGUGAACGUCUGGAACCUACUGGGCGUCAUCUGGGGCCAGCUGUGUAUUUUCUGGGCGAACGUGGUCGUCUUCUGGGACCAAAUGCCGCGGGAUCAAAUCGGCUGCGUGUCCAAGUACGGUCUCAUUGGUGCCUGUUUUGGGGCAGUCGGUAUUCCUCUCGCUAUUGGCAUCAUCCUGCUUGUCCUUGGAUUCGGCGAGGUGGGUAUUGGGGCUCUAUCGCUUGGAGCGACGAUGAUGUCGCGUCACGGCGGAUACACGCCUGUUGGUGGGACUGUGGCGACAAUGCAGUCGAUGGGCACAAAGGGGUUUUCUGUUGGCUUCCGACCCAAUGUCAUGAUCGCUGGUAGUGUCUUGGGGCUGCUGCAUUAA